AUGUGUGACAUGGGGGGACUGGAUAACUUGGUGGCCAACACGGCCUACCUAAAAGCCCAGGGUGGUGAUGACAAGGAGAUGAAAAAGCGCCGCCGCAGCUUGGCUCUCCCCAAGCCUGAGGUAUGUGCUGCAGUGAGAACCUCCCUCGAAAAGGAUUUUUCAUCGCUUUGUGAAAGGCAGCCUAUCGGCAAAAAAUUCUUUCGUGAUUAUUUGGUAAAUAACCCUGAGUUUAAGAUUGCUGCUGAUUUUCUGGAUGAGCUUUACGACUGGGAUCUGAGUGAAGGUCCUCCAAAAGACAAGGCACGUCAAAACAUCCUGACAAAUUAUUGCAAGGCUGAUUCCAAGAGUUUCCUAACCUUUCUUACCGGGGAACCUGCGGACAAAUUCAAGGCUGUGACAGAUGCCACGUUUGAAGAGGUGAUGAAAGGCACAGUCCAGGAUGGUGUAAGAGAGUUUUUGAAAAACAAACCCUUCACAGAUUACCAGGACAGCCCAUUCUUUGAUAAAUUCCUUCAAUGGAAAGAGUACGAGAAACAGCCCAUCAGUGACAAAUACUUCUAUGAGUUCAGAACUCUUGGCAAAGGAGGCUUCGGAGAGGUGUGUGCUGUUCAGGUGAAGAACACAGGCCAGAUGUAUGCCUGCAAGAAGUUAUGUAAAAAGCGACUGAAGAAGAAGGGUGGUGAGAAGAUGGCCCUGUUAGAGAAGCAGAUCCUGGAGAAGGUUAACAGUCUGUUUCUGGUCAACUUGGGCUACGCCUAUGACACCAAGACCCACCUGUGCCUUGUCAUGACCCUGAUGAAUGGAGGAGACCUCAGGUACCACAUUUACAACAUAGGCUAUGAUGGCAGGGGUGCGGACAAGGGCAUCGAGAUGAAGCGCAUCAUCCACUACACAGCGCAAAUCACCACCGGGAUUAUGCAUUUGCACGAAAUGAAUGUCAUAUACCGUGACAUGAAGCCGGAAAAUGUGUUGCUGGAUAGCUUUGGUCAGUGCCGACUUUCGGAUUUGGGUCUGGCUGUAGAGAUUGUUCCAGAGAAGACCAUCACCCAGAUGGCUGGUACUGGAGCCUACAUGGCCCCUGAGCUCCUGACCAAAACUCCAUAUAGGACAUCAGUGGACUGGUGGGCCCUGGGCUGCAGUAUCUACGAGAUGGUGGCUGGCUACACACCUUUCAAAGGGCCAGAGAGCAAGAAAGAGAAGGUGGAGAAGGAGGAGGUACAGCGCCGUAUCCAGAACGAGGAACCAAAGUGGGAGCACAAGUGCUUCGAUGCUCCCACCAAGGACGUCAUCCAGCAGUUCCUCAAGAAGAAGAUUGAGGAGCGCCUGGGCAUUAAGAACAACAUGGAGGAUCCCAGGAAGCACGAGUGGUUCAAGAACAUCAACUUCCCCCGUCUGGAGGCCGGGCUGGUGGACCCUCCAUGGGUGCCCAAGCCCAACGUCGUCUACGCCAAGGACACCGACGACAUCGCAGAAUUCUCCGAGAUCAAGGGCAUAGAGUUUGACGCCAAUGACAAUAAGUUCUUCAAGGAGUUCAGCACAGGCGCUGUACCCAUUCAAUGGCAGACGGAGAUGAUCGAGACUAAACUGUUUGACGAGCUCAACGACCCCAACAGAAAAGCGGGCGGAGGAGACCCCGAUGACGAGAAGAAGUCGGGCACGUGUAUAUUGCUGUGA
Molecule: messenger RNA, 1674 nt
Organism: Notothenia coriiceps (black rockcod)
Lineage: Eukaryota; Metazoa; Chordata; Actinopteri; Perciformes; Nototheniidae
Gene: grk7a
Product: G protein-coupled receptor kinase 7a
Exons: 4
Coding region: 1-1674 (557 amino acids)
Biological process (GO): protein phosphorylation; regulation of signal transduction; signal transduction
Cellular component (GO): cytoplasm
Molecular function (GO): ATP binding; rhodopsin kinase activity
Source: RefSeq, a predicted model, not a curated record